UUUUGUGGGCUGUGUGGAACUCGAAAUGACGUCCGGCCCCAAAAGAUAUAAAGAAGAAGAAAACUGUCAGUGUGGCUAAACAUGGAUCUCUACGAUGAUAUGAAUUUCUACUCCUCUCCGGACAAAUUUGUCGUGGAGCCCAAUGGCCAGGAGAAAUGUGACGUCUUGGUGAUUGAUCGAAUCACCCAAACUAUCAGUGUUGAAAUUCAUAAACCAGAUGAAUUUGUCCAUGUCAGUCCCCACAGGAGAAUCUGUGGGAUUCUGGGAACGAUAAAACUUCUUGCAGGGCACUACCUUAUUGUUGCAACACAUCGUGUAUUUGUGGGCGUGAUAAAUGGUCAAGCAAUUUGGCGCCUUGCUGGCUUUGAAAUUUAUCCCUACAUUCCGUCCUCAGGGCAUCUGAGUGAAAUCCAGAAGACCCAAAAUGAUUCCUAUCUCUACAUGAUCCGACGCACCCUUAGCACCCCCAAUUACUACUUCUCCUACACCUACGACAUCACUCACACCCUACAACGUCUAAACGGUAUGCCCCCGGAAUUCCUAAACACGGCACUCCUUGAACGAGCAGAUACACGCUUCGUCUGGAAUGGAUUCCUCAUGAGGGAGUUCCGACGCCCAGAAUGCCGCAAAUUUAGCCUCCCAGUCAUUCUUGGAUUUGUCUCAAUAAACCAAGUAAAUGUAAAUGGGAAUUCAUUCACGUGGAGCCUGAUUACACGGCGAUCAAUUCAUCGUGCUGGAACUCGUCUCUUUUGCCGUGGAAUUGAUCAGGAUGGAAACGUGGCUAAUUUUGUGGAGACGGAGCAGAUUAUUGAGUAUUUGGGUGAUAAGGUAUCCUUUGUUCAGACACGCGGAAGCAUUCCCAUUUAUUGGCGUCAAACACCAAACUUGAGAUACAAACCACCCCCAGAAAUUAUUCCUGACAUGGAUCACAUGACAGCCUUUGCGAAGCACAUGGACUCCCAACUCUUACACUACGGACGGCAAGUGCUGAUCAAUCUUAUUGAUCACCGAGGCGCCGAGGAUACGCUCGAGAAGGCGUAUGCAAAUGCCGUAGCAUUGCUGGGUAAUACUGCAGUGAGGUAUGAAGCAUUUGAUUUUCAUGCAGAAUGCAGGAAGAUGCGCUGGGAUAGGCUAAACAUCCUAAUUGAUCGUCUAGCGCAUGAACAAGAUGAGUUUGCUGUGUUCCACUUAAGACGCGAUGGAACACUCCUAUCGUCACAAGAUGGUGUCUUCCGGACAAAUUGUGUCGAUUGUCUGGACAGGACGAAUGUGGUACAGAGUAUGUUGGCCAAGAGAUCCCUUGCGCAGACUCUAACACGCCUAGGAAUCCUCCAGAGGGGACAAGCUAUUGAGAAUUGCUACGCCUUGGAGAUGCUCUUCAUGAAUGUUUGGGCAGAUAAUGCGGACUUAAUUUCAACACAAUAUUCCGGAACGGGGGCACUUAAAACUGACUUUACACGCACGGGGAAGAGGACAAAAAUGGGACUCGUUAAGGAUGGCAUCAACUCAAUAACGCGCUACUACAAAAAUAACUUCACUGACGGCAUGCGACAGGAUGGCAUUGACCUUCUUCUUGGGAACUAUGUGAUUCAGGACGGUGAGGGUGUCUCCAUUCCGAGUCCACUAAAUAGUCAACGUGGAUGGAAGUACCUCACAUUCCCAUCUGUCCUCAUGUUUGCCGUGGCAAUGUUCUUUGCCUCUUCCGUCUUCCCGCAGGAAUACAACACGGAAAAUCUUCUCUUUCUUCUCUUCUGGGGUGCUAUGGUGGGUGUCAGUACAGCUGGGAUUUUCAAGUAUGGCAAGGAAUUCGUAGAUUGGCCCAAACUUUUACCACCAUUCAAAGUGGACGCAUGAAAAUAACAAUUUGCUUCGAAAAAUAUUAAAUCUAAAUCAACUUUAAGCAGUUCUUGUCCUUUUUCACGAAACCCUCAAUCUGUGUAGUGUUGACCGAAGGGAUCUGCAAAAUUGUUCUAUAUGAAAGAUCAAAUAUAGAUUUUAUUUAAUUCAAUAUUAA
Molecule: messenger RNA, 2014 nt
Organism: Lutzomyia longipalpis
Lineage: Eukaryota; Metazoa; Arthropoda; Insecta; Diptera; Psychodidae
Gene: Sac1
Product: phosphatidylinositol-3-phosphatase SAC1
Exons: 5
Coding region: 82-1854 (590 amino acids)
Biological process (GO): phosphatidylinositol dephosphorylation
Cellular component (GO): endoplasmic reticulum
Molecular function (GO): phosphatidylinositol-4-phosphate phosphatase activity
Source: RefSeq, a predicted model, not a curated record